CCGAUCGCGCCGUCCCUGUCAAUGGGAUCAUAUCACGAAAUGUAUUGAACUAUUUCAAAUAGAAAACUUAAAUGAAGACGAUUUGUUUAAUGAAUUUACUGAUAUUCAAGUAAUAUUCAAGUCUAUUCAAGAAAAAAAUAUUUCAUUAUACAAACAAGUUCAAACAUAUAUUGAUCAUAAAAUAAUCAAUCAGCAGCAGCUAUAACAAAAACCUCAUCAAUUAUACAAAUUGAAGAAGAACAAGAACAUAACAAUAGUGAUGAUUGUGAUGAUCCAGAAGAAAGCGUUUCAACAGAAAGAAUUAGCCCAGAUCAAUUAUGGGCGAUGAUUUUAUCAGUUAAGCCGACACUUUCUCCUAAUUUACAUCAAUUCAUUUGCUUUUUAUUCUCAAUUCCCUGCAGUAAUGCAUACGUUGAAAGUGUUUUUUCAAUUAUGAAACACUUAUAUGAUGAUAAACGAAAUCGUAUGUCAACAGAACUUAUUCAAGCCGAAUUACAAAUUCGACUGAACUCUUGA
Messenger RNA from Rotaria socialis, 516 nucleotides. Lineage: Eukaryota; Metazoa; Rotifera; Eurotatoria; Philodinida; Philodinidae. The record is from the annotation of a GenBank genome assembly.